GUACUCUGUGUCCCUUGGACACAGAGGAUCACCAAUCCACGGAAAGAGCCGAAGAUGUCGGCUCGGUCAUGUGAUCAGCUGUUUCCAAUCACAGCUGAUCACAUGGCACUGAUGAUCGGUGUGCCCUGAUGAUCCGUGUGGCCCCAGAAGUGCCACCUGUCAGUGUCCAUCAGUGCCACGUGCCAGUGCCCAUCAGUGCCACGUGCCAGUGCCCAUCAGUGCCACAUCAAUGCCACAUAUCAGUGCCUACCAGUGCACAUCAAUGCCACAUAUCAGUGCCCAUCUGAGCUGCCCUUCAGUGUCACCCAUCAGUGCCAGUCAGUGCCACCUAUCAGUGCCAGUCAGUGCCGCCUAUCAGUGCCAGUCAGUGCCACCUAUCAGUGCCAGUCAG
Messenger RNA from Staurois parvus, 391 nucleotides. Lineage: Eukaryota; Metazoa; Chordata; Amphibia; Anura; Ranidae. The record is from the annotation of a GenBank genome assembly.